UGGAAUGUUCUGGUGCGUGGUGUGCGGCAGUUCGCAGCCACAGCGAGGCGCAACCACCGCGGACGCAGCAACUGGAACGACGACACGGGAGCCAGCGGCCCUUUGGCUGAGCUUAUCUGGAUUUUGGGCGAAAAGAAACGUAGGGUGCUAAAAUGACCAGAGGUAACCAGCGAGAGCUUGCACGCCAGAAGGCUGCCAAGAAACAGACGGAGCAGACCAAAGGCAAGCGGAACGAGGAUGGACUCUCUGCUGCGGCCAGGAAACAACGGGACGCUGAAAUCAUGCAACAGAAGCAGAAAAAAGCAAACGAAGUGGGAAAAGGAAGCACGAAGUCCAAGUGAAAGAUGAGACGGAAGAAUUUAACUCACCGUUUAGAGAACAUCACUUGUUCCGCAUUGUUUCCUGAUAUUUAUAAGAUUGGAUCUGUCAGUUUUGUCUAAACUCCAGGAUCCACCAGCUCCCCUGGCAAAUGACUGACAGCUGGAAUAAUUUUACAUGGUUAAAUUAUAUGUAUGGGUUAAGCCUUACCCCCUCCCAGGCCGGUGCUGCGCGCAGAGCACCAUCAGCGGUGGAAGCAGGAUGAAGUGGAACAACUCUUGAUGUAAAGCAUCUGUGUGUACAAAAGUGUCCCUUUCUGGUUUCAAAUAAAGUGUAUCUUUUUAGUUCA
Molecule: messenger RNA, 667 nt
Organism: Fundulus heteroclitus (mummichog)
Lineage: Eukaryota; Metazoa; Chordata; Actinopteri; Cyprinodontiformes; Fundulidae
Product: small EDRK-rich factor 2
Exons: 3
Coding region: 153-341 (62 amino acids)
Source: RefSeq, a predicted model, not a curated record